AUGAAUUUCAAAAUCUCCCGGAUCCAGCGUUUGAGCGCUGUAAUCGGGAUUUCAACGUCCUUCUUCAUAGCGGAGAUAGCUGUUGGAUUCUACACUGGCUCUCUUGCUUUGGUAGCAGAUGCUUUCCAUUAUCUGAGCGAUAUCGUCGGAUUCGUUGUUGCGCUUGUUGCCGCUAUUGUCGAGCAAAAAAGCUCUCCCCCUCAAGCCCUGACAUUCGGAUGGCAACGAUCACAACUAGUUGGUGCCUUCUUCAAUGGUGUCCUGCUCUUUGGUCUGGGCAUUAGUGUCUUCUUACAGUCUAUUGAACGCUUUAUCAAGUUGGAGAAGCAUGAUCAUGGAGAUGGCCAUGGACAUAGUCACGGACACGAUCACGCCCAUGAGCACCCAGAAUAUGAUCAAGAAAGCGGACAUGUAACGAACACCAAUUCUAGCGUUUUAUCAGAUGGAAAGCACGCCCACCAUAAACACUAUCUCAACGCUUCCGCCACCAAGCCCAAGAAAGGGAAUUUCGACCUCGCCUUGAUGGGUGUCUUCAUCCAUAUCAUGGGUGACUGUGCAAACAACCUUGGCGUCAUUAUCGCGGGUCUCGUCAUUUGGCUCGCCGAUUACGGUGGGAGGUAUUAUGCCGACCCUGCCGUGAGUAUGGCAAUUGCGAUUAUGAUUCUCUUUUCGUCUCUUCCUCUAAUCAAGAGGAGCGGUCUUAUUCUGCUCCAGAGCGCCCCAGACGGCGUCGAACACGAAGACGUGAAGCAUGAUUUGGAACAGAUACCAGGCAUUCGCGCCGUGCAUGAGCUUCAUAUAUGGCGCUUGAAUCAGAAGAAGUCACUUGCCUCGGCCCAUCUCGUUCUGGAAAAUGACGACGACCUCGAGUUCCACAAGCUCGCAAAAACGGUCAACGAGUGUUUCCAUGCCUAUGGUAUUCAUUCUGUGACGCUUCAGCCCGAAUCCAGGACGGGGGAUAAGAAAGACACCUCCGUCACACGGGUAGUGAGCCAGGGAUUGGAAGAGGGCGCAGACGGCCAGGGCACGACAGAACGCUGUCAGCUUCUCUGUGGGAACGGGUCAUUUUACCGGCCAUUCACUGCGCUUAGAUUCUAG
Aspergillus terreus NIH2624 is the source of this 1098-nucleotide messenger RNA. RefSeq names its product cation diffusion facilitator family transporter. The record is from RefSeq and is a predicted model, not a curated record. The coding region runs from base 1 to 1098 and encodes 365 amino acids. Gene Ontology annotation, cellular component: membrane. NCBI's taxonomy places the organism in Eukaryota, Fungi, Ascomycota, Eurotiomycetes, Eurotiales, Aspergillaceae. The transcript has 9 exons. Gene Ontology annotation, biological process: intracellular zinc ion homeostasis; zinc ion transmembrane transport. Gene Ontology annotation, molecular function: zinc ion transmembrane transporter activity.